UGCCGGUUGUGGCUGGCCGGUGUGGCCUGGUACCUGCUCCCAAACGAGGCCACACCGGGUUUAAAAAACUCACCGGUACUCAUUGCCAUCUCUACGUUCUCCAGCACCGCCGUUGAACCUCCUCCCUAUUCCCGUUCUCUAGCACCGCCGUUGAACCUCCUCCCCUCUCCCUCUUGCUUCCCUCUCUCAUCCUCUCUGCCGCUUCCCCGCUCUCCCCAAACUACUCUGUGCCCCGUCAGAUCGACCUGGACUUUGGCGACAGCUACUUCUCGACGGGCGGCACGGGCGUGCUGCUACUUCUGCUUCCUCUCCCACGCUUGCUGAGCUGAUGGCUACAUCAGAGCCAGUACAAGAGAGUUUGGUGGUGCACUACUCACAACCUAGUAGGCCCCGGGUCCUCCUUGCUGCUUCAGGAAGUGUAGCCGCUAUAAAAUUUGAAAGCCUUUGCCGUAGCUUCUCUGAGUGGGCGGAUGUCCGAGCUGUGGCCACCACGUCAUCCUUGCACUUCGUUGAUAGAUCAUCUCUACCAAGUGGCAUCGUUCUUUACACUGAUGACGAUGAAUGGUCUACCUGGAAGAAGAUAGGAGAUGAAGUCUUACACAUCGAGCUGCGGAAAUGGGCAGACGUUAUGGUGAUUGCUCCAUUGUCAGCAAAUACCCUGGCUAAGAUCGCCGGUGGGUUAUGCGACAACCUCUUGACCUGCAUCGUGAGAGCGUGGGACUACAGCAAACCGCUCUUUGUUGCCCCAGCCAUGAACACGUUAAUGUGGAACAACCCAUUCACGGAGCGGCAUCUUCACACAAUCAACCAACUGGGCAUAGCCUUGAUCCCCCCAGUUACCAAAAGGCUGGCCUGUGGCGAUUACGGGAACGGCGCAAUGGCCGAAACCUCGCAGAUCCAUACUUCCGUGAGGCUCGCGUGCAAGACGCAACCGCACGAUGCGAGCAGUUCACUCGCGGGUCCUGUCAGUAAUAACCGGCCAUCUAGCUGAUGCAGCGGUUGGCCACUUGAUUGUCAAGCUUAGGAAUUUGUUUUAUCUGCAGUGUGCAUCUGGAGUGUUGUACCAGAUUUUUUUUCAACUAGAGUUUGUGUGUAUUGAAUUAGGGGGAAAGGUUGUUGUCACAUGAUAACAAUAACUUCCAAUGAUGACUCUAUUCAGUUUGUAAUUGUCUGUGGGAGUACAAUUAUGCAGCUGUAUUGUCUGCUACAAUAUUGUUUGUUUGUGUGUGUGGGAGUGGGGGGUGCUGUUGCCACAGAGAUAGAUUCCUCCCUGCCCAGUAAUGGUAGUGAUUAUUCAGUUUGUAGUUGUUAGUGGAAGUGUCCAGCAAACUUUUCUACCCUUCGAUAUUCCUGGUACAAAUGUUGAAA
This is a messenger RNA of Zea mays, 1368 nucleotides long. RefSeq names its product putative phosphopantothenoylcysteine decarboxylase. Gene Ontology annotation, biological process: coenzyme A biosynthetic process. NCBI's taxonomy places the organism in Eukaryota, Viridiplantae, Streptophyta, Magnoliopsida, Poales, Poaceae. The transcript has 3 exons. Gene Ontology annotation, cellular component: phosphopantothenoylcysteine decarboxylase complex. Gene Ontology annotation, molecular function: phosphopantothenoylcysteine decarboxylase activity; FMN binding. The coding region runs from base 329 to 991 and encodes 220 amino acids. The record is from RefSeq and is a predicted model, not a curated record.